AAGAGCGUUUCUACAUACACCGAGACUGCAGCUGAGAGAUGGCUGUGAGAGAAUUGACAACCGGUUUCUCACGCUGGUGUGUGUAGAAGCUCUGAAAAGCGCCGAGAUGAGACUUUUAAAAUGAUGUUGAAAAAAACCAUUUUAAUCGCUAAAAUGAAGUCAAAAAAGUUUCUUUUACUUUUUAAUAAUAUAUCUACGAUUAUUAGACGGCAAAAAUGCAAACUAUAGUUGAUCGAUCGCUAUAAACUGCCAAUUUCAUUUUUUCUCAGCUCCAUCGUUCUUUGCAUGCCGAGGAGAAUUCUCUCACCGAAAAUGCUGUCAGUCGCUGUCAAAGCAUGCUGUCAGUUAUUUUCUCAGCUGCAUUCUCGGUGUAUGUAGAAACGCUCUAAGGGAAAUUUGCGGGUAGGGUCGUGUCUGUUUGUCUCGUUCGAUGGCUACCAGAGACCACUUCAGAGUGCAGCUCUUUAUUUGAAGCCGCCUGUUCACCACAAGAUGCAUAUAUUGCAAGGUGUAUAGAGACAAUAAGGUGAAGUUGUUCAAAGCAAAUUGCAAUUUAUCGAUUAGACUGAGCUGUGCUUUGAGUUCCGUUAUUAAAAUCGAGAAGAGCUGGAGAGGGGUAUAGAAAAUUGUAAGCGAUUUGAAAUAACUAUUCUCUGUGACAGCAUCCGGCAAACACAUAAUGCAUACACCUUGAAUUUGCUCCAAACGCCACCAAGGUGUGUUUAUUAAGGAGGUGAAUUGUUAGCGCGUUUUCCGGGCGCCAUCAUUGAGUAUUGUUAUGUCAAAUCGCAUACAAUUUUCUAUACCCCCCUCCAGCCCUCCCCGAUUUUAAUACCGGAGCAUCCAGUAUUGUUAUGUCAAGUCGUGAAAUGUCAAUUUGCUCUGAAGCACUUCACCUCCUAAUAUCCAUACACCUUGAACGCCACCUUGUCUUUUCUCAUACACCUUGAUUAGGAUUCACCUUGUUUGCAAGUGAAAUGAGGUUGACAGCUAGACGUUUUUGGCGGACUUCAAGUGCGCUGUGUCAAGUCGAGACGCAACGAGCUGGUGUGCAAUUUAAUUCGCGAGAAUCAGCCCAGUACGUUGCUAUUGUUAUAGUGUCACAAGCCGCAAGAAACUCAAACUACCUCGAACUACCGUGUGUAUGUAUUGGAUAUGCAGUCGAAUUCGACCGAGACUGUGAUCGUAACGAUGGAUAUUAAGCCGAAAAGCCGCCCAUGGCCAGUUGCGCCGAAAAAAACCAUACGGCUUCGUAUUCCCGGCCCUAGGGGCAAGUGUUUCACAAACCGGCUCGAAUGGCAAGAGCGGAUGGCAGCGAAACAAAUCAAGCCAAGACCACGUCGAAAGGAGUUCCGCAUCAAAGAGCAAGCGAACAUGCACAACAGCAUCAUUCAAUAUAUACGCGACAAUGCCGAAUCAGACGAAAGCGAUGAUGAUUCUGGAACGUUGAUUCCUGGUAAUGAUGUGUUGAAUAGCAGCAUAGCAUCAAUCAAUAUCAGCGGAAGCCAGAAGGAAAUUGGUCACAACAGCGGUGAAGCCAUCAACGAGAUCCGGGACUGUGAAAGCGAACCGCACAAUCAACACCAUGCAAUCACUACAGCAUCACUCAACCCUGAACAUGCCAUUUACACCGAACCAGGUGUAACGGGUGUACUGACACAGCGGCGGGGCAAGUCCACGGAGUCAGUGCAGGUCCGCCACCAAAACGAUGGGCCGCCUGUUCCGGCAUUGUAAGCACAAGGAGGCGCGUAGUCUAAUCGCAAAUCUAAUCAAUUAGAGCAAAUAAGAAAAACAGAGAAAAACUACAAAAAAGUUUCGCCUAUCGCUCUCUGCCCACCUGUUCGCUGCUCGUACGCGCGCGGCACAUGCCAUGGCAUGUCCCGAACCCGAACCUCUUCCCUUUCGGCCUCUCGAGCACUCACCCACACACGCGUGGGUGUUCAUCGCGUUCCGGCCACGAUCGGGUUCGCCCGAUCAUUUCUACUCUCGCUGCACAUUUCGCCCGGUUUGGUAGAACCCGUUGCAGGGCUCGCCUACUUAGAACUUUCUUUUCGUAACAUCCCCCAGCCCGUGACCAUUACGCUAUUGGUCACCCUUUCUUAUCUCUAAUAAGGCAAGUUUAGCCACCGGCCUUCUGAGGGUUCCUGUGCUUGUUCGCACCCAAGCUUGUCGGUUCCCGAAACCACUCGUUUUACUAUCCCUCUCUUCCACUGAUUCCUAACACCACCGUCGACUAUCAGAACCAUGUCUCCUACCUCAAUCUCUCUCACGGCCUCAAACCAUUUGCUUUGCCGCGCCAACACCGGAAUAUACUCUUUUAUCCACCGUCUCCAAAAUCCGUCCAGGAUAUGUUGCACCAUUUUCCAGUUGCUCCGUAACCCCGUCUGAUGGCUAGUCGGUGCCUUUCCUGAAUCACUCCCGAUGAACUGCCCAGCAAGAAGUGGUUAGGAGUAAGAGACUCCUGAUCCGCCGAUUCCAGCGGGAUGUACGUCAGAGGGCGGGUGUUGAUCAUUCCCUCCGCUUCCACUAUCACCGUAAGCAGCGUCUCAUCAUCGGGUGUACGCUGUAGUUCCGUCAUUGUACUCCUCCCACCUUUCUUAUUAAAUUGUCCACGUACCUGACAAUCCACGCCAACGUCCUGAUCAUCCUUUCCAGGCGGCUGAAGCGUUCAGCUUUUAGAGGAAGAAGUCCAGGAUUCAACUUCUCGCGGUGAAGGUUGAC
Molecule: messenger RNA, 2721 nt
Organism: Anopheles coluzzii
Lineage: Eukaryota; Metazoa; Arthropoda; Insecta; Diptera; Culicidae
Exons: 3
Coding region: 1156-1734 (192 amino acids)
Source: RefSeq, a predicted model, not a curated record